AAACAUUUUCCAUUCAUGGCAUCGAUUCAAAUCUUCAAUAACUUCCAUUGUGCUGGAUCCAUAAUUAAGUCUGACUUAAUAGUUACGGCUUCAUCGUGUUUGCAACUGGCUUGGAAUAACCGAUUUUUUCGUGAAAAUCCUGCAUUUCUGUCAGCUCGUGUUGGCAGUAGCUUCUACAGUGGCGGUGGAGAAGUAAUACCAGUGCUUGAAAUAUAUUUUCAUCCUGGCUAUAAUCCAAAGAACUUGAGAAAUAAUAUUUGUGUGCUGCGACUGAUGAGGCAUUUAAACUUUAGAAAGAGAGAUAAGAGGAUUAAGAAAAUUGAUUUCGAUAGAUUUUCGUCAGAUUUACCAGUGACGACACCGGACAUUACGAUAUUAGGAUGGGGAGCGAAAGGGUACAGUUCCGUCAUUGACAACCCUUGGAAAAAUAUACUAUCGUUUUCUGUUAUUGAUGUCUAUCCAUUGGAAGAUUGCCAAGAUGUUUAUUCAAGAGAGUAUGUUACAAGGAAGAAUUUUUGCGCAGGAUAUUUAUCAAAAGGCGGAGGGGCUUGUAAUCGUGAUGUCGGUGGUCCAGGAAUAGCUGAUGGUAAACUGAUGGGCGUAAUAAGUUUCGGCUCUCCAGUUUGUGGAGCGCCUGACGCUCCAACAGUGUUCACUAAGUUGGGCUACUACAGCGAUUGGAUUGAGGAAAUUAUGGAGAUGGAUAUUCCAGUUUCAAAAAAGAAAACAACUUCUAAACCCUACAGUUUACCAUGGACAACUCAAUAUACAACUCGAACAAAACCAACCACUUUCAAUAUACCGCCCUUUACUGAAAAAAAUAUGAGUCCAAAACCAAUAUCAUUCAUAGACAAUCAACUUAGAAUAUUAGAUGAACAAGUAUUUAAAGAUUUCUUAGCUACCAUGUUUCAUAGUGAAGAAAUAAAUAAAAAUGAAAAUCUUAAACAUGUUAAAGAAGAAAAGGCAGAGUUCAGAUCUACCGCUAAUCAAGGGACACCAUAUUAUGAAGAGGUUACAGAAAAAAUCAAGCCUGUUACAGAUUUUGAGGACGUUUCAUUAGAAGAUAGGUAUACAAAUACAGCAGUCACUAUAGUUAAUAAAGAAAUUAAAAACCAACCAGUCUAUGAUGUUGAUGACGAAAUAGAGAAGUUGAUUAAGAAUGUAAAUUUGGAACAAAUCAUAAAGGAAGAAGUAAAAGUUACACCUAGGUUUGCUAAGGAUUUAGCCAAACUUGAUACUCCGCACAAAUCUAAAAAUGAUAGUGUGGAAACAUUGUUGUAUUUAUCUGAUGAUGACAAAGAUUAUAAUGCAAACAAUAUCCCAUUAGAUGACGUCAUAAAUGACGAAAGAGAAGAAAUAUAUGACGGUAUGAGCAUACCUGUUAGUGGUUUUCAAGAUUUCACAAGAACAAAGGACAAAGAAUCAGAAUCUCCAGAAAGUGAUUUGUUAGGAUUAUUGACCGAAACUAUUGGACGAGUAAUUGGAUCAACAAAACGAAUCUAA
Messenger RNA from Bicyclus anynana (squinting bush brown), 1503 nucleotides. RefSeq lists its product as uncharacterized. Gene Ontology annotation, molecular function: serine-type endopeptidase activity. The record is from RefSeq and is a predicted model, not a curated record. NCBI's taxonomy places the organism in Eukaryota, Metazoa, Arthropoda, Insecta, Lepidoptera, Nymphalidae. Gene Ontology annotation, biological process: proteolysis. The coding region runs from base 16 to 1503 and encodes 495 amino acids. The transcript has 6 exons.